UCAAACAACCGUAAAAGACACAACCGAAGUGUGGGACUGCGAAGUUGGAACUCAACAGAGUUCGUGUGUACGAAGACUCUAAGUAAACACGUCUGUCGGCUGACUUUGUUACGAAAAGGCCCCUACUUUCCAGUAAGAAUAUCUGAUGCAAACAUUGUCAGGAACUCAAGAGAAGCAAAACUGAAACCUUAACGACAGUCAAAGGGACAUGAAAAUCACCCAAUAGAAUCCGAAAUGCCACCCAAGUCCCUCCCAGCGAAAGCCCCAAAACCCUACUUCUUCUACGGCCACCGUAAGCCCUCUCAAAACCGCCCCGUCGUAUACGGUGGCCUCUUUUCCAACCGCCAAAUCCUCAAAACUCCCCAAACCCCUCCACCACCUUCACCACCCUUCGAUCUCCGUAAAUGGGAUCCAUAUUAUCUCUCCCAGAACCCAUCACCACCGUCCACUCCCAAUCCCCACCAAAACCCGAAGCUCUCCCCAAUCGCCCGCUUCAUCGUCGACGCCUUCCGCAAGAACCAGUAUACGUGGGGACCGAUGGUGGCCUUAGAACUCAACAAGCUCCGCCGCGUCACCGCCUCGCUGGUGGCGGAAGUGCUCAAAGUCCAGAACGACCCCGUUCUGGCUUCCAAGUUCUUCCGUUGGGCUGGUAAGCAGAAAGGAUUUAAACAUAAUUUCGCUUCUUACAAUGCUUUAGCUUAUUGUCUCAAUAGAAAUGGUCGUUUUCGCGCUGCUGAUCAGUUACCGGAGCUAAUGGAUUCCCAAGGGAAGCCACCAACUGAAAAACAGUUUGAAAUUUUAAUACGAAUGCAUGCUGAUAACAAUAGAGGACAAAGGGUUUAUUAUGUGUAUCAGAAAAUGAAGAAUUUUGGAAUAAAGCCGCGUGUUUUUUUGUAUAAUCGGAUAAUGGAUGCGUUGGUCAAAACGGGUUAUUUAGAUUUAGCAUUGUCAGUGUAUGAGGAUUUUAGAGGGGAUGGUUUGGUGGAGGAGAGUAUCACAUUCAUGAUAUUGAUCAAGGGGUUAUGUAAGGUUGGGCGGAUAGAGGAAAUGCUGGAGGUUUUGGGGAGGAUGAGGGGGAAGUUAUGUAAGCCGGAUGUUUUUGCCUAUACAGCUAUGGUUAGGAUUUUGGUUUCGGAAAAGAAUUUGGAUGGGUGCUUGCUUGUUUGGGAGGAGAGGAGAGAUGGGGUGGAGCCGGAUGUGAUGGCGUAUGUCACAUUGGUUACAGGGUUGUGUAAGGGAGGGAGGGUGCAAAGAGGAUACGAGUUGUUUAGGGAGAUGAAAGAGAAAGGGAUUUUGAUUGACAGGGCAACCUAUGGUGUCUUAAUUGAAGGAUUUGUGAAGAAUGGGAAGGUUGGGUCUGCUUGUGAUUUGUUGAAGGAUUUGGUAGAUUCAGGAUACAGGGCUGAUUUGGGGAUUUUCAAUUCACUUAUCGAGGGAUUGUGUGAUGCAAGGCUAGUUGAUAGAGCUCAUAAGCUUUUUCAGGUUGCUGUCCAAGAGGGUUUGGAGCCAGAAUUUGCAACCGUGAAUCCCAUGUUGGUGGCGUUUGCAGAGAUGAGACAAAUGAAUGACUUUUGCAAGUUGCUUGAGCAGAUGCAGAAGUUAGGAUUUUCUGUUAUUGAUGAUCUUUCUAAGUUCUUCUCAUUUGUGGUUGAGAAGGAGGAAAGAACAGUCACGGCUAUACAAGUCUUUGAUGAGUUAAAAGUGAAAGGUUACACUGGCAUUCCAAUUUACAGGAUCUUAAUGGACGCUUUCUGCAAGACUGGGAAGGUGAAACAAGCAUUAUCACUCUUCCAAGAAAUGAAGAAUUUGAAUUUUGAGCCUGACUCCUCUACAUAUAGUACUGCACUUAUAUGUUUUGUUGAAGAUGAAAAUAUUAAGGAAGCUUGUGUCUGCCAUAAUAAAAUAAUAGAGAUGUCAUGUGUUCCUUCUAUUGAUGCUUAUUAUUCUCUUGCGAAAGGUCUCUGCAAAAUUGGGGAGAUCGAUGCAGCUAUGAUGCUUGUUCGUGAUUGCCUGGGGAAUGUUACAAAUGGGCCCAUGGCAUUUAAGUACGCUCUUACUAUUCUUCACGCCUGUAAAUCAGGUGCUGAGAAAGUGACGGAAGUGUUGAAUGAAAUGAUGCAAGAAGGUUGGCCUCCAGAUAACAUCAUAUGCUCUGCACUUAUAUCUGGUAUGUGCAAGUACGGGACCAUAGAAGAGGCAAGGAAGGUUUUUGCUAAUUUGAGAACGCGCAAACUUUUAACCGAAGCUAAUACAAUUGUCUAUGAUGAAAUAUUAAUUGAACAUAUGGAGAAGAAAGCAGCAGACCUUGUGCUCUCAGGAUUGAAGUUCUUUGGUCUGGAAUCCAAAUUAAAAGCAAAGGGUUCCACCCUGCUAUCUAGAUGAAGAAUUGAAGGCCAGUAUAUAUUUUCAAUGAGUCAUUCGCCUGAUAGGCUGCCAAUCUUAUAAGCAGGCAUCAAGAUUGGUCAAGCUUGGUUGACCGGUGGACACAGACUAAUGAUUUAAUCUCUAUUAGAAGGCUUCAGUCUGUAUCGAUCAGCUCAGCUUGUUUUGCUUCUCUAGAGGAGCACGAUUCUACCGCUGGGUCCAAAUAUGCACAGAGCAGUCUGUUUACAGGGACGUGCUCUUCCCUUUUGUAAGAUUAUUCCAUGAGAAAUACGCAUGCACACACACACAAAAAAGGAUUGUUUUAUGACAAAGUCAUCUUGGUAACCUUCUUUGAGGUUUAGAUAAAAUAUGUUGCAGUUUCAUUAAAUAUACUGUUCUGAUCAAUAUCAACUUCAG
Molecule: messenger RNA, 2781 nt
Organism: Theobroma umbraticum
Lineage: Eukaryota; Viridiplantae; Streptophyta; Magnoliopsida; Malvales; Malvaceae
Product: pentatricopeptide repeat-containing protein At4g20740-like
Molecular function (GO): protein binding; mRNA binding
Source: RefSeq, a predicted model, not a curated record